AUGGAGAACAGAGGCUUGCGGCCCGCAAAAGAGUUUGGUCUGCACCCGCAAGUCACGCAACUCACGCAAGGACACGAGACACGAGACAGCGGCCUAAGGUCGGUGUUACAACAUCCACAGAACAAUUUCUACCUAGAAAUGGCGGGAAAGAAGGGAGAAAACACCAAAAAAGUGGCGGGCAACGCCCGCAAGGCCGACGCUGCGGCCAAGAAGAACGCAGCCGCAGAUGCCCAGCUCGAAGCUGUUGAGGAAGACAGCUGGCAGAAGGGUUCCAAGAAUAACUCCAAGAAGGAAGCCGAAGAGGCCAAACGAGCGGAAGCCGCCAGGAAGAAGGCCGAAAAGGACGCGCUGAUAAAAGAGGACGAGGAAGCGACUGGUGGGCGCGCCGAGGCCAAAAAGUCCAAGGCGCCCAUCAAGAAGACGCGCGGCCUGGACCUGUCGCAGCUUGACGACGGGCCUAGCACGCUCAACGCCAGCGGUAUCGACAACGCACUGGACGCGCUGUCGCUGACGACGGGCGGCGAGGCCAAAAUUGAGACACAUCCUGAGAGGCGCUUCGCGGCCGCCUACCGCGCGUACGAGGAGCGCCGCCUCGACGAGAUGAAGGCCGACGGCAGCGGCACCGGCCUGCGUCUGGACCAGCGCAAGCAGCGCAUCCGCAAGGAGUUUGACAAGAGCCCCGACAACCCCUUCAACCAGGUCACGGCUGCGUACAAUGCUACGAGGGACGAUAAACGGGAGGUGCGCGAGAGCGAGAAGAGCAAGAUUGAGAAGCGCCUGGGUGCUUAG
Messenger RNA from Cordyceps militaris CM01, 789 nucleotides. RefSeq names its product DUF1014 domain protein. Bases 1 to 789 code for a protein of 262 amino acids. Gene Ontology annotation, biological process: transcription by RNA polymerase II. The record is from RefSeq and is a predicted model, not a curated record. Gene Ontology annotation, cellular component: nucleus. Lineage: Eukaryota; Fungi; Ascomycota; Sordariomycetes; Hypocreales; Cordycipitaceae. The transcript is spliced from 3 exons. Gene Ontology annotation, molecular function: transcription coactivator activity.